AUCCAACUCUGAUUGACAUUCCAAGCGGCGAUUGUACAAUGCGUCAGUUUGUUGAUUCGAUAUUUUACAUUGGAAAGGGGAAGCGUUCACGCCCUCUUCAGCAUCUCGUUGACGCAGUUCGAGCUAAAGAUUUUGGUGAAAGUGUUGUGAUGAAAAGUAAAAAGCUGCAAAGGAUAGUCGGUCUUUGGGCCGAGGGGCAUGGCAUCGUAUCGUUGCAUGUUUUCCAGAAUACAAUUCCGAGGGGUGAUUAUUACGGGAUAACGAAGAGUUGGACAAUGAAAGAGAAGACAAUCUAUGGCAGCUAUUUGUUAUCCAAAGUUCUGGCAGUGUUCCAUGUCGAAGGAUGUCGAGAAAUUUACGAAAAUGACAUUCGAGGAAGUUAGGG
Gongylonema pulchrum is the source of this 385-nucleotide messenger RNA. The record is from the annotation of a GenBank genome assembly. Lineage: Eukaryota; Metazoa; Nematoda; Chromadorea; Rhabditida; Gongylonematidae.